Molecule: messenger RNA, 2359 nt
Organism: Diospyros lotus (date-plum)
Lineage: Eukaryota; Viridiplantae; Streptophyta; Magnoliopsida; Ericales; Ebenaceae
Exons: 5
Coding region: 284-2233 (649 amino acids)
Source: RefSeq, a predicted model, not a curated record
AAAGUAGGCAUCCGUCCCUUCCCUUCCCACAGAAAUAUCAAAAACAAUAAGUCUGAUGAGAAGCAGCAGCAGCAGCAGCAGCUUGUAAUGAAUCUCAUACCACGUCCGAUCGACUUCCUCUUGUUUUUCUUCAAACCAUCACUUCCAUCCCCACUGGAAAUCCAUUCUCCUCUUCCUAUUUAAAACUCUCUUUCUCCACCUUCCCAAUCGCAUGUCUCCUUUCUUCUUCUUCUUCUUCUUCUUCUUCUUCUUCUUCUUCUUCUUCUUCAUUCCAAUUUAAAUCAUGGAUUUGGAGAAACCUUUCCUCAGAGCCGCCAUUAAUCCUGCCCAAGAGAUCAUACACCAGUCCACCCACAGCCAAACCACCUCCGCUAGAUCCAGCUCUUCUCAAGCCUCCGACAUCGAAGCUGCCAUCACAAAUGGCCAGCUCCACCACGUUUCCUUCCAGACGCCAGAGAUUAAUACCGGUGCUGACGUUUCCGCCCAGAAGAAGCUCUCCUGGUUGCAGACUCAGAUUAUAGGGAGAGACGCCGAGUUCGAGUCCCCCUUCGGGCGCCGCCGCCUCACCUACGCCGAUCACACCGCCUCCGGCCGCUCCCUUCUCUAUAUCGAAAACUACAUCACCUCCAACGUCCUCCCUUUCUACGGGAACAGUCACACCAGUGACAGUUAUGUGGGUCACCGCACGACGAGAACAGUUCGUGAGGCGUCGGAGUAUGUGAAGAAAUGCAUGGGCGGCGGGGAAGACGAUGCACUGAUAUUUUGUGGGUCGGGCUCUACAGCCGCCAUUAAAAGGCUCCAGGAGAUGAUGGGCAUCGCCAUCCCGUCUCUUCUGAGGGAGAGGGCGCUCGAGUGCCUAAGCAGCAAGGAGCGGUGGGUGGUUUUUCUUGGCCCUUACGAGCACCACUCCAACCUCCUCUCGUGGCGGAACAGCCUCGCCGAGGUGGUGGAGAUCGGCUUGGAUCACAAUGGCCUAAUAGACAUGGAAGCUCUAAGGCUCCAACUUGCCUCCUAUCAACACACCAAGAGGCCAAUGUUGGGUUCUUUCUCAGCUUGCAGCAACGUGACCGGCAUUGAAACCGAUACAAGAGCCCUUUCCCAUCUUCUCCACCAAUUUGGAGCCUUUGCUUGCUUUGAUUUUGCGGCAAGUGGGCCCUAUGUGAAGAUUGAGAUGAGGUCAGGCGAGACGGACGGCUACGAUGCUGUUUUCCUGAGCCCCCACAAGUUCGCCGGCGGCCCGGGCUCGCCGGGCGUCCUUCUGAUGAGCAAGGCGCUGUAUCAGCUCCGAUCUUCCCCUCCAUCGACUUGUGGAGGUGGGACUGUUAACUUUGUCAAUGGCUUCAACGAGAAGGACACGCUAUAUGUGGACGACAUAGAAGAGCGGGAAGACGCCGGCACACCGCCAAUCGUCCAGAAAGUGAGAGCCGCAAUGGCGUUCUGGGUCAAAGAGUAUAUCGGUCAUCAAGUGAUAGAGAAACAAGAGCAGAUGUACAUCGAGAAGGCGUUGCAGAGGCUUCUUCCAAACAACAACAUAUGGAUUCUGGGCAGCACAAGCGCCAAGAGACAGGCCAUCCUGUCUUUCCUGAUUCACUCCACGGCGUACUCUCCGUUGUUUCCAGAGGCGAGCUCCGGCGACGGGGCGAAUGGGGUAAGAGAACUGUACAUGUGGUCGGAGACGGGGAACUGGCGAGACAAGCCCCUCCACGGCCCUUUCGUCGCAAAGCUCCUCAACGAUCUGUUUGGGGUCCAGGCUCGGGGAGGGUGUGCUUGUGCGGGGCCUUACGGCCACAGCUUGCUGAAUGUCGAUGAAACCAAGUCGCUUGCCUUCCGGUCUGCCAUCCAAAUGGGUUACAAUGGAGUGAAGCCUGGAUGGACGAGGGUCAGCUUUCCUUACUACAUGAAGAAGGAAGAGUUCGAGUUCAUCUUAGCAGCAAUCGAAUUCAUCGCCAUUUAUGGGCAGAGGUUCCUCCCGUUGUAUCGCUUCAACUGGAGAACUGGGGCCUGGACGUUCAAGAAGGCGGCGCUGAAAGAGACACUGCAGGCUCUGAACGAGUGCCCUGGACCGAAACCCCAUGACGACGACAAGACAGAAGAUGAGAAUGCCGGGAUCGUCAGCAAGUACGCCUCUUAUCUGAAGACUGCAAAGCGCAUAGCCAGCCUGCUCCCGAUAUUCCCACCUCCAGGAAGAGUUCCAGAGGACAUAGACGCUGAUCUUGUUCCCUUCAGGAUCUAGUUUUGGGUGAAAAAUAUUGAAUUCAUUAAAUACCACACUUCAUUUAUUCUUUUCCAAAGAUAGAUACCAAGAAUACUACACUACUGGAAAAUAAUAAAUACACAAUAAGACUACACACUCUCUCUA